AUGAACGGCACGACCAACAGCUCCCUCGCCGAGGAGGAGCAGCGCGCGUACACCAUGUUCAAGCACAGGCUCGGCCUCAUCGACCGGCGGUGGCAUGACGAAGGCUACUCCGUCUUCUCCUGGGAGAGGGGGAGGAGCGAGGAGGACACGCGCAAGAUCUUCGCGGAAUGGAAGGUACAAGAAGGAGUUACCUACAGCUCCAUCGCCCACCAGGAGCACCGGUACACCAUAUUUAAGGAGGCCCUCCGCGACAUCGACCAGCACAACUCUGACUACGCCAUCGGGGUCUACAAUAACAACCGAUGCAUCGACCAGUUCAGCCAUCUCAUCCAAGAGGAGUACGAAGCCGUUUGCUGCGGGUACUGGGAGGUGAUGCCGUCCGAGGCCGAAUUACAGAGGGUGGGCGAGAUCCUGGAGCGCUUGUGGCAGGCAUUUACUCUUCGGCUAAAUUAAUUCUUGGUUGACACGAAAUUUACUGGAUUGCUUUUUUAUGGCUCAGCAUGCAUCUCCAAUGUUUUCUAUACGAGCAAAAAGUAGAGGAUCUUUUUUAGCACAAAAGUAGAUGGUUUUCUCAUAGAUGAAGUUCUUAGAAUAUAUAUGUGUUGGCUAAUUAAUUGUAAAAUGCUACUGAUUUUUACUAGAGUUGAGGAAAGUAUGUGAAGUGUUUUAGCAACUUCUGAAUAUACCACAUGGCUUCAUUAUGCAAGAUAGGAGAGGGAGCAGAGGCUUAUUCUUUCAUGCAAGAAUAUACUGGUGCUGGCUGAAUUAUAUUCUUGCCUUGUUUAGGCACAUGGGACAGACCACAGUGCUUCUAUUUUCCAUGUUUGUGCCCAGGCCUCACCGAACUUGUAUUAUUCUGAAAGACUUGCAAAAAGCUUCCAGCACAUAUUCACGGGGACGAUAAC
Molecule: messenger RNA, 905 nt
Organism: Triticum aestivum (bread wheat)
Lineage: Eukaryota; Viridiplantae; Streptophyta; Magnoliopsida; Poales; Poaceae
Product: oryzain alpha chain
Exons: 1
Coding region: 1-453 (150 amino acids)
Source: RefSeq, a predicted model, not a curated record